Molecule: messenger RNA, 2398 nt
Organism: Gracilinanus agilis (Agile Gracile Mouse Opossum)
Lineage: Eukaryota; Metazoa; Chordata; Mammalia; Didelphimorphia; Didelphidae
Gene: TCP11L1
Product: t-complex 11 like 1
Exons: 10
Coding region: 1-1764 (587 amino acids)
Biological process (GO): signal transduction
Source: RefSeq, a predicted model, not a curated record
AUGGCGGCGCCCAGUGCGCUCCAGGCGCCGUUGCGCUCCCCGCCCCCCGCCCGAGGACCGCUGGGCGGCUUCCUAGCGAGAGGCGUGCCAGGCUUGGCUGCUCUGGGCCCUCCCCUUGCCCGCUGCCGCCCCUGCUCCCGCUCCAGCAUCCGCCUGAGUCACGGUGGUGCGUGUUCCCUAGCCUCUGGGCCCCGGCGCGGCAACGGAAACCGAACAGACCCACCGAGGAUGGCCGAGAAGGGGGAGGACAAGCCCCACCACUCGAGUGAGGGAAGAGCCAAUGAUUCCGAGCAAGCCCAGGAAGACGGUGCGGACGGGGCUGACGAAUCCGUUCGGAAAAAGAUCCGCCAAAGCACUCCCAGCCCGCAGAGACUUCCGAAGCCCCAGUCUAGUCCUCCUUGCUUCGUGUCAAUGGAUGAGCUCCUAGAGACAGCCAAAGGAGUCACUAAUAUGGCGCUGGCCCAUGAAAUUGUAGUAAAUGGGGACUUCCAGAUAAAACCAACAGAACUGCCAGAAGAUAGCUUGGAGAAGAGAGUCAGGGAGAUUGUCCAUAAAGCCUUCUGGGAUUGCUUGAGUGUCCAGCUAAGUGAAGAACCACCAACUUAUGAUCAUGCCAUCAAGCUUGUUGGGGAGAUCAAAGAGACCCUUUUAUCUUUCCUGCUGCCUGGUCACAGUAGAUUGAGAAACCAGAUCAGAGAAGUCCUUGAUCUGGACCUGAUAAAGCAGGAGGCUGAGCACGGAGCUCUGGACAUUUCUAGGCUGGCUGAAUUCAUUAUUGGGAUAAUGGGAACACUCUGCGCCCCAGCCAGAGAUGAGGAGAUUAAGAAACUGAAGGGCAUUAAGGAAAUAGUUCCCCUCUUCAGGGCGCUGUUUUCCGUGCUGGACCAGAUGAAGGUGGACAUGGCCAACUUCGCCGUGAGCAGCAUCCGGCCGCACCUCAUGCACCAGUCGGUGGAAUACGAAAGGAAGAAGUUUCAAGAAUUUUUCGAGAAGCAGCCAAACGCCCUCGACUUUGUCACGAAGUGGCUCCAAGAGGCCUCCCAGGAGCUCGCUGGCCCUGCGGCGGCGCAGCCAGGGGAGCCCGGCUCGGAGGACGCGGCCGGCCCCAGCCCGGUGGCCAUUCAGAACCACGCGUACAUGAAGCUGCUCAAGUGGGACCAUCCGCAGAGGCCCUUCCCCGAAACCGUCCUCAUGGACCAGCCGCGCUUCCAGGAGAUGCAGCAGGAGCUCGAGAGGCUCGUCGUGGUGGGGGCCACCUUGCUGGUCACGUACAGCGCCUCGGCCCCCGGCGUGUCCAGCCUGGCCGGCUUUGCCGAGAAACUCAAGAUGGUCGUUCGGGUCCUGCUGACGGAGAUGCACCUGCCGUCCUUCAGCCUGAGCGAAGCUCUCGCCACCAUUGGGGAGAAGGUGUGCCUGGAGGUGAGCAGCUGCCAGGCCCAGUGCGGAUUCCCCCCCUUCGGGGCCGACAAGGAGGUGGCCCUCAAGGGGCAGAUCCAAGCCAUCGCCAGCCCUGACGACCCCAUCCGCAAGCUCGUGGGUGCCAGAAUCCAGGGCUUCCUGGAAGCUUACCUAGUGUCUGGCCUCCAGAAGUCCCUCCCUGCCAUUCCUGGCGGAUUAGGCCCCAUCCAGAAGGAACUGGAGGAAGUGGCCGUCAAGUUUGUUCGCCUGGUCAACUACAACAAGAUGGUCUUCGGCCCUUACUACGACGCCAUCCUCAGUAAGAUGCUGAGCCAGGAGGGCUCCCGUGGCCCGGCCAGCUCAUAGAGACCCCCCCAGCAGCAGUAUUUAUUUAGUCGGCUACCACCCCUGUUCUCCAUGUAACGUUGCUUCGGAAAAUGGCUUUCUCUGUAACACAUUCCUCUUUCUCAGCAUUAACUCUAGAAGGGAAAACGGGUCCCCGUAGACGAAGAGAUGGAACUGGACGCUGAAUUCUGCUCUGGGGGGCCACGCGUGUACCCAAGUGUAUGUUUACAAGCCAAAGGAGCUUCCUUCUGUGGGAGCUGAGCCCAUCGUCGGCCCUGUCGGAGGGUCCUGGUAGCCCACAGGCUCCGACGCUCUCCUGAGAGCGGGGCAUUGGGGUAGCAGGUGGGGGAAAGUCAGGCGACCUUCCUGGAGCUUCUUCAGACGUGGCCCUGGAAAGCCCUGGGAAAGGACCUCUGGCAGGGCUGCGUCUCCGGGUUUCCUGCUGGCACUGGAAUGAUUCUCCGUUGCUAGAGAAUUUUUUUCUGGUUAUCAGGAGUUUGCUCUUUACCAUAGAAUGAACCCCCAGCGUGGAUGGUGGCAGCUCGGCCCACGGGGCCUGGAGAACAGAAAAGACAUUUCUUUGGUGUUUUUGAAAGCUUGGCAUUUGUAGGGAGAUUCAUUUUUUUAGAGAGAAAAAAAGUCAAUUUGAUCAGAA